Molecule: messenger RNA, 1947 nt
Organism: Theobroma cacao (cacao)
Lineage: Eukaryota; Viridiplantae; Streptophyta; Magnoliopsida; Malvales; Malvaceae
Source: RefSeq, a predicted model, not a curated record
AGAAAGGAAACUAAAAGAAGAGAGGAUUAUUUUAUUUUAUUUUGUUUUCAUUACUCGAUCAUGGCUUCUUCAUCUUCUUCUUCUUUUGUUCGGUGUUUCCUUCUACUCCUCUUCUUCUGCUUCUCGCUUGUGCAAGCUGCGAAAGUACCAUUUCACCCUCGAGAUGUGCUACCUUUAUUGCCCAGACAAGUUUCGUGGCCGAUCCUCAACUCUCUUAGCAGCGCCGUUGACCUUUUACCGGCCUUUGUCGGCUCUGUUUCGUCCCAAAACCGUGGCGUAGAAUGGAAAGGUGCGUGCUUUUAUGAGAACACGGCGUGGAUGGAGUUCCAUAACAAGAGUGGCAGUCAGUUUGGUGGUGGAACUCUCCAUAUAAAGGUUAGCAAAGCCCAUAGUUGGACGUGUAUGGAUCUUUAUGUCUUUGCAACUCCAUACCGCGUAACUUGGGAUUAUUAUUUUUUGUCUCGGGAGCAUACACUUGAAAUCAAGGAGUGGGAGGAUCGAGCUGAGUAUGAAUAUGUGAAAAACAAGGGGAUUUCGAUUUUCCUCAUGCAAGCAGGGAUGCUUGGAACACUUGAAGCUCUGUGGGAUGUCUUUCCCUUAUUUACAAAUACUGGAUGGGGUGAGAACUCCAAUAUUGGGUUUCUUGAGAAACACAUGGGGGCUUCUUUUGAAUCACGACCUCAGCCCUGGGUCACAAACAUCAGUGUUGAUGAUAUACACUCAGGAGAUUUCCUUGCAAUAUCAAAAAUUCGGGGGCGAUGGGGUGGUUUUGAGACUCUUGAGAAGUGGGUUAGUGGAGCUUAUGCUGGCCAUACUGCUGUUUGCUUAAAAGAUUCUGAAGGGAAUCUAUGGGUUGGUGAAUCAGGACAUGAAAAUGAGAAGGGAGAAGAUAUUGUUGCAAUUAUGCCAUGGGAUGAAUGGUGGGAUUUUGAGCUGAACAACGAUGAUUCUAAUCCCCAUAUUGCAUUACUUCCUUUGCAUCCUGAUGUCCGAGCCAAAUUUAAUGAGACUGCUGCAUGGGAAUAUGCACAAAGCAUGGCAGGCCAACCAUAUGGGUAUCAUAACAUGAUAUUUAGCUGGAUAGACACCAUAGAUGGGAAUUAUCCUCCUCCAUUGGAUGCUCAUCUGGUAGCUUCUGUUAUGACAGUUUGGAACAAAAUACAGCCUGAAUAUGCUGCUAACAUGUGGAACGAGGCCUUGAACAAGCGACUUGGAACUGAGGGCCUUGAUCUUUCUGAUAUAUUGGUGGAAGUGGAAAAACGUGGGUCAUCUUUUGAUGCACUGCUGACCAUUCCUGAACAGGAUGGAUGGAUAUAUAGUGAUGGGAAGUCAGCAUCAUGCAUUGCUUUUGUCCUUGAAAUGUACAAGGCAGCAGGCCUUUUUGAUCCAAUUGCUGACUCUAUUGAAGUCACUGAGUUCACGAUCAAGGAUGCUUACACUCUAAGGUUUUUCGAGAAUAAUUCCAGCCAGCUGCCAAAGUGGUGCAAUGAUGCAGACGAUGUAAAACUUCCUUAUUGUCAGAUUCUAGGGAAGUACCGAAUGGAACUACCUGGAUUUAAUUCCAUCGAUCCAUACCCCCAUAUGAAUGAACGGUGUCCUUCCAUGCCUCCAAAGUACUCCAGGCCGCAAAACUGCUAAACAGCUUCGAUUCUCCCAUUUGUCAUUAUGCCAAUGCCAACCACUACUAUGAGUACAUCUAUUGUUUGAGCCAAUUGUAUGCAAGAUGCCACUGGAAAUUGUGUUUCAAUAUCAGUUGUAAAUAUGGUGAUCAGACUAGGAGUGGAAGAUGUUAGGUAUUGAAUUGUUGUGCACGACAGAAAAUAGAACAUUUAUAUGGACAGAAUCAUGAAAGCCAUUCUUUUAGUCAAAUUUUAGUUUUAUAUGGGGAGCUGUAAUGUUCUAAUUUUUGCUUGGUAUGAUUCACAGCUAACAUGGUUUGUUGGGAAA